This is a messenger RNA of Cylas formicarius (sweet potato weevil), 2416 nucleotides long. RefSeq lists its product as uncharacterized. The coding region runs from base 62 to 2293 and encodes 743 amino acids. The record is from RefSeq and is a predicted model, not a curated record. The transcript is spliced from 4 exons. Lineage: Eukaryota; Metazoa; Arthropoda; Insecta; Coleoptera; Brentidae.
UGACUUUGAAAUGACAAUAUAACCAAUCGGUAACGUUUAAUGUGGGGGCUCGAAAUCGAAGAUGGGUUGCCCAGUGUCGAAAAAUGUUUCGCGGUCGCUUCAGAGGAAAAACGACGAAGAUGAUUGCAACUACAAUGUUGAAUACGACGAAGAAGGUGAACACGUGAGCAAAUACGACAGGAACAUUAUAGAUCACAUACGGAAAGACUUGCGCGACAACCCGGAACUGUUUGUUUUAAACAACGUGUUGAUGUCUACAUUGUUUUUGGAUAAUUUUCAAACCGAAAUCCGAGAGGUCAUUCAGAAGCGUCACCUAAAUGGAGAAAGUACUAUCGAACCCGAUAUUUUACUCGAAAAGGCCAACAAAAACGUAAUUUACCGCCCUCUGCAUGGUCCCAAAAAGGAUGCACCAGAACCGUUAGUUACGAAGAGGAUCUAUUUUCCCUUAAAUGAUUCGAUCGAAGUGUAUCAAUCCAUCGAUGUACCGGAUCAACUGGGAAGACGAACGAAAUGUCAAGUCAAAAUCGAAGACUCGCGCAGAAGAGGCUACGUUAAACUACGUGAACUGACGUCAUCGAUUCCACCGGAUAACAAUUCUCAGAUUGAAUAUCUAUCAAUACCGUCAUCAAGUACGAGCGGAACAAGCGAUACCGACACAGAUAAUACAUCCGGAUAUUCAUCGGUUACAGACCUGAGGAUUCCCAAACCAAUCCAAGACGAUAACGGAAACGUUGACAAUCAAUCGUUAAACGACUGUUUCGUCUACAGAAAAGUGAAGAAAGCGGAUAUAGAUCUCGACAUGGAAGAUUUGGAUGCCGAGGAACUUACCGACGAGGACGUGUACGACGUUGUAUCGUAUCUAACUUCGAGAGGGUUUAUGAAAUAUUUUCAAAGCACCCUUUUCAUCAAUUCUACGGAAAGAGCCUUAUGUUUCGACAAUUGCCAAGUUACGGACGCCAAAUCGAUACCAGGAAAAAUUUUCUGCAACUUGACCGAUAACGAGGAAACAUACCCCUGCGAGAUUAUGCCGUGUUUAACUAUUUCGUGGCCCGAAGGUCAGACAUUGGAUUUUCUUUGGCGAGAAAAUACGGAAAGAAAAUCGCUUUGGCCGACGGAGAAAAUGCUGAACGAAAUGAGAUGCUUAAACUGCGCUCUGGUUCCGAAAAGCUACGCCAGGAAACGCGGCUUCUACCCGGACGCCGAUCUGGAAUGGGAAAUUCAUUUUCCGUUGGCCGAACGAUAUUUAGAUUCGUACAUGUCAAUGCCGCAGCUCAAAUGUUUAUUGGUUCUAAUGACGUUGCACAAGGAAUAUAUAGAACCUAUCACGAAACAACAAGGUCUCCUGCCGGAACAUCUGAAGACGCACAUGUACUGGCAAUGUGAGAAAAACUACAACGAAUGGCCCGAACACAGGCUAGGAGUUAAACUAUUGAAUAUAAUUCAGAGUUUGUCCAACGCUCUACAUAAACGGACUUUUCCAGAUUAUUUCGUGAAGAAGAAGAAUUUGUUCCAAAACAUCCAGCGGAAGUAUUUGGAACCUGCAAACGAAGCGUUCCACGCAAUUAUUCAGUCACCGCUCACGUUUGUGAUUAGAGCGUUGAGAAAUUUGAGAAACAAGAGUGGCAAGUUUUAUCCCCCACUUGAUUACAAAGAACUCAUACGGAUAUUGACGUCUUCGGCUUGGGACUUAGAGAACGGGACAGGAGAACUCGACACCGUAUCUGUCCAGAAAAAGCCCAGGUUUACCGAUGCGGAAAAACAAUUACAAUACGUCAAAGAAAUGCAACGCAAGAGGAAGAUUUUGGAAAAACGGAAGGCAAAAGAAGCCGGCAAGCAAAACAUUACGAAUCUCAAAUACCAUUACAGUUUUGCCGCCAGGAGGGAAUCUCACGAUAGCAUCGAUGACGACUGGAAAUGCGAAAAACAGUUCGACAUUCACAAAAAGAUGGCUCUGCUAAAAUUGUUCAUUACCAACUACAUAAACCUCGCGAAAACGUGCACCAGGAUAAGCACGGUCAGACAAAGCAUGUUUUACCUGAAACAGGCUUGGUAUUUAACGAAAAUAUUCGAAGAGGAGUGCGCCAUCUUCAGGGACGAAGUUCAAGAGUUCUACAAAAAAAUUAAAAAGGAAGAAGCCAAUUGUUUCGAAGAGAAACCAGUAAGCGAAGCGUUGAACUUAACUGCGCAACCCCAAAUAGUGAUCAAUGAUAGACAAACGAGUGAAAAAGACGAUAUAAUAAAUUACCAUUCCUUGAACCGUUCAUACAAUAGUGCUGCAAGAAAUUCUAGAUAGCGAACAUUUUGCUACCGCAAUAGUACUUCAUUUCGUAUUAAAUUGUGAUUACAGCGUAAAUUUUAUAUGUGUUAACUUAUUAUUUGCAAUCCGCGUUCUAGUCACUUUCAUUUUGUACUUACG